AUGCCGAAGAGCGGGGUGUUUGAAGGGGAUCCGCCGCCGCCGGCGGCGGCGGAGGUGAGAUCGUCGGAGCUGAAGAAAGAGUUGAAGAAACUGGUGUGGGCGAUUGCGGAGGAGGACGAUGUCAAUUUGGCGGCGGUCGACAAGGCACAGCAAUUGCUGUUGGCUCUGAAGGAAUCGAAAUUGAAGAGGGCCGCGGCCGUGAAGAUGCGAAAUCGCCGGUGUAAUUGGGAAAUUGAUUGUUUGGCGGCGCCGGAGGAGUUCAAAUGCCCUCUUUCGAAGGAGCUCAUGAGGGAUCCUGUGAUUAUUGCCACCGGACAGACUUUCGACAGGCCCUUCAUCCAAAAAUGGCUGAAAACCGGGAACAGAACUUGCCCCAAAACCGAGCAAGUCCUCUCACACACCAUUCUCACGCCAAAUCACCUCAUUCGCACCAUAAUCGCACAACACUGCAAAAAAAACGGCAUCACCUUACCCGACCCGAACCAGUACACGAACGAGUACAGCCUAACACAGGCUGAUCAAGACCUUUUCAUAUCCUUGCUCGAGAAAAUGUCUUCUUCAUUACCAUUACCCGAACAGAAAGAGGCCGCAAAACAACUACGCCUCCUCACGAAAAAGAACCCAUCUUUCCGAGCCCUUUUCAGCGAAUACCACGAUUCCAUUCCCAAGCUAUUAUUCCCUCUUUCUCGGGUUCACCCGGACCACAUUCAGGAAGAUGUAAUCACCACCCUCCUCAAUAUCUCGAUCCACGAUAGCAACAAGAAGCUCGUGGCCGAAACACCUCGUGUCAUCGAUAUUUUGAUGAACGCACUCAAAAACUCGGGGACAAUCGAGACACGCUCGAAUGCAGCCGCUGCGAUUUUCGUGCUAUCGGCUCUCGACUCGAAUAAAGCCCUUAUCGGGAAAUCGGGCGCGUUGAAACCUUUAAUCGAUCUUUUGGACGAGGGGCACCCUUUGGCCAUGAAAGACGUGGCCUCGGCUAUCUUCAACUUGUGCGUAAUUCACGAGAAUAAGACGAGGGCCGUUAGUGAAGGGGUAAUUCGGGUAAUUCUUGAAAAGAUUGUGGGAGGGAUAAUUGUGGAUGAGCUGCUGUCGAUUUUAGCCAUGCUCUCGACCAAUCAGAGGGCGGUGGAGGAAAUGGGCGAACUCGGUGGAGUUUCUUGCUUGCUCGGGAUCAUUAGGGAGAGCUCGUGCGCUCGAAACCAGGAGAAUUGUGUGGCGAUUUUGUACACAAUCUGUUAUAAUGAUCGGUCGAAGUUGAAGGAGGUUAAGGAGGAGGAGAAUUUGAACCGGACUAUAUCUCGGCUCGCGAGGAAUGGGAGCUCGAGGGCUAAGAGGAAGGCGAAUGGGAUUCUCGAGAGGCUGAAUAGGGUCGUUAAUCUAACGCACACAGCGUGA
Striga hermonthica is the source of this 1398-nucleotide messenger RNA. The record is from the annotation of a GenBank genome assembly. Lineage: Eukaryota; Viridiplantae; Streptophyta; Magnoliopsida; Lamiales; Orobanchaceae.